GUUCGUGUUCUGAUAUAUUGGAGAUUGGGAACAGUAUUGGGGUCGAACCGGGAUAUCUGAAGCUAGUCAAUCGGUAGAAUUUAGAGUAGCCAACUCACGAUUCACAAUAAAUUUGGCGACGGAGAUUUAGCAACAAGUUGGUGAUUAACUAUGGAUCCAGCCAAAUUAGAAAAAUUGUUCGAACAGCAGCUGAAGCUGAUGGAGAUGAUUACUCAGACGCAUAUAUCUUCUCGAGUCCCAACUGCACCGACAAUUCUUGAAUCAGUUGAUGGUAUUACCAGUGGUAUUUCAGAAUUUCUUUAUGAUCCUGAUGCCAACAUUACAUUUGAUACCUGGUUCAGACGUUAUGAAGACCUUUUCAAAGUUGACUUUGUUGACAGAGAUGAUUCGUGGAAGGUGCGUCUUCUUCUCCGUAAACUUGGUCCAUCCGAGCUGGAUAAGUAUUGCAACUUCAUUCUACCGCAGAACCCACGCGACCGUUCAUUCGACGCCACUAUUCAGUCCCUUAGCCAACUUUUUGGUGAUCAUCACUCACUCUUCAGUACUCGAUAUCGCUGCUUAAAACUGAUCAUGAAUGAGUCCGAUGACUUCCUGACCCAUGUCAGCGUUGUUAACCGUGAGUGCGAACGGUUCAAGCUCAGAUCCCUCACUGAAGACCAAUUCAAUCACCCAAAUUCUCCGACAUCAGAACUCGGUUGCUCAACCGCCUUGAACAAGAUCCAACACUGACACUUAAUGCGAUCAUAGACG
This is a messenger RNA of Schistosoma guineensis, 750 nucleotides long. The record is from the annotation of a GenBank genome assembly. Lineage: Eukaryota; Metazoa; Platyhelminthes; Trematoda; Strigeidida; Schistosomatidae.